AUGGAGGAAGACGAGUGGCAUCAAGUCCGUCCCAAGGGGACCCGUUACCAGCUUCACAACCUGUUUGCGGAGAACAUUACAUACGACAUUACGGCUGAAUAUCUCUAUAGGAUUUUCGGGAGAUACGGGAAAAUCACAGACACUUUCAUCCCCACUAAUCCCGGCCUAAAUCGUUCUCGUGGGUAUGGAUUCAUCAGAUUCGUAUACAAAGCAGACGCGCAACCUGCCCUCGAUAUCCUCAAUGGAAAAAGGGUAAAUGGACGCAUCAUCAUUGUCCAGAAAGCAAAGGUUCGGUCCCAACCCGCCCCCUUCACCCAUCAGGGCGCCAGGGGAAGCACUCUCGCCCCUGCUUCUAGGGUGUUCCCUCCAAGGACUGUUACAUCUUAUGUUUUGGUAGUUAGAGGACAGGACCUUUCGAGCCAGUCAAAUGUUCGAAGAAAUGCCACUACCACUGAUCCUCACCCAGCAGGUCCAAUCCUCAAUCCCACAGGGAAGGAGCUCGCCAAAAUGCCUUAUCCAAAUCAGGCCAGCUGGAGGAUAUCCAGUCCAGCGAGUGUAGAGAAGGUGCUCGAUCAUUUGCCAAGGCCAGCUGGAUAG
This is a messenger RNA of Magnolia sinica, 597 nucleotides long. RefSeq lists its product as uncharacterized. The record is from RefSeq and is a predicted model, not a curated record. NCBI's taxonomy places the organism in Eukaryota, Viridiplantae, Streptophyta, Magnoliopsida, Magnoliales, Magnoliaceae. The coding region runs from base 1 to 597 and encodes 198 amino acids. Gene Ontology annotation, molecular function: RNA binding. The transcript has a single exon.